AUGGCCUCACUCUUCACUAUCUUAGGUACCCUCUCAUUGUCCUUACUGUGCAUUUGCCGUGCUGAUCUCAUAUCCGACGUGUGCUCCGCAACCAUAAUCCCGGAUUUCUGCACCGAAACCCUAAGAUCCGACCAGGCCGCUCGUGCGGCGCCCGACGCCAAAAGCCUCGGCUUAAUCGUCAUCAGAAUAGCUAAAUCAGCCAUCCGAGACCUCAUUGCAGUCACGAAGAAGAUUGGUGGCCCACGCGUGGAAUGCGUUGAGAUGGACGAUUCUGCCAUAGAAGACCUUGACGAGAUCUUGGAUUACUUGACAAUACCCGACAGCACCAUGAUCGUGACCAAGGACGAUUUUCUUGACCAUGUCUCGGGAGUUAACAUUGAUAUGGAAACUUGUGAAGAUGAUUUUAGAGGUGGUGAGCCGGCGCCGGCUGAUCUGAAAGCGGCCACGGACCGGGCAGAGAGAACCGUUAUGAUAUUGUAUGGUAUCGGGAACAAAUUGUUUGAGUAA
Messenger RNA from Striga hermonthica, 507 nucleotides. The record is from the annotation of a GenBank genome assembly. NCBI's taxonomy places the organism in Eukaryota, Viridiplantae, Streptophyta, Magnoliopsida, Lamiales, Orobanchaceae.